Messenger RNA from Pseudo-nitzschia multistriata, 1815 nucleotides. The record is from the annotation of a GenBank genome assembly. NCBI's taxonomy places the organism in Eukaryota, Bacillariophyta, Bacillariophyceae, Bacillariales, Bacillariaceae.
CGUGUUGUAGAACUUUCAAUUCUCAAAUCAUACCAGUACGAGUACCGGCCCAAUUCUUAUCCGGUACGGUAUGGUAUGCUACGAUCCAUUUUAAUAUCUCUGUACAGAUCCGUCCGCCCAACAAGUCCGAUUGCUUAGGAUCGAUAAUAUUGAGAUCACUAUCACUAGGAACCACAAUAUACCAUGGCAGCAGCUCUACCGUAAGUAAAAUUUAUUUUGCGUCGCCGUGGAUGAUGAUUUUUGUCACUUGAUCAUCGGACUCACUGUCCCAUCCCCCCCCGCGCGCAUCGAUCGAUCUUCUUGCUAUUUUUCUGUUUUGCGUUUGCGACUCCGAAACAGAAUUACAAAGUUGGCGGCUCUUGUGGUAAAGACCCUUGCCAAGGUGAGUCUUCGCGACAUGGAGUUGAGAUCAUAGUCGGUUGCGUUGCGUAUACAGAUCGAGCAAAUCUGCAUCGGUUCGCACCCCGCUCACAGAAAUGCUGCCGCCACCGUCGACGCAUUGCUCUUGUAGCCCUUAUCGAAGAGCAUCAAAAACAAUUUUCGCGAGAACCAAGCCGCGAAGAAAGUGCUCAUUAGCAUCGGGCAAACCAACCAUACGGUAACAUCGUACAUGACGAUCUGGGCGUCGGGGUAUCGCGUCAGGAGCAUCAAACCCAUCGAGGCCGAAAAGGCUCUCAAAGAUGGAGCCGAAAUUGCCGGCGAGAGUUUCGUGGUUGCCGUGACUGCUGCCACUGUCAUUUUUGAAUACAACCGUAGCUCCAAGAGUGCCGCAAGAAAAGCUGAGGAGAAGCGGGAACGAAUACGAGAGGACCAAAAGAAACUAAACGCCAAACUGAACGCACUCGAUAUCCGGCUCAAGGCUAUCGAAGAUUUGGUCCGCCAACAACAGAGGAUAGAGGACAAGAAAUCUCUGUUGACACAAAUAGUACCGGUUGGUGGCACAGAGAAAGCAAAAUACGUCGAGCCUCCUAAAGAACAGCUGGUUCCGAUAAUCGACAACGACGAAGAUGUUAGUGCUACCGGAAUUAACGAAGAAUCUGACAGCGUAAAGGAGAGACAAGUUGCGAUUGAUUCAUCGAGAACACCUUCCGAGAAAGAGAAUGAUCAAAAGCAAUCGCAUUCAUCGUGGUGGAAAUUUUGGUAGAGAAUCCUUCAAACCAAAUGCUUCAUUAGUAGAUUAAACCACCAGUUGCGUCGAGCUUAUUAGAUUUUAAGCGCCUUGGUAGUUUCGUUAAUAAAACCAGGCUUUCAAACCUUUCCAUACACAAAUCACCGCUUUUGCUACUGGAAUAUGCUUGUGUUGGUGCAGACAUAAAUCACUACCGUUCCCGUCCCGAGUCACAUUUCUAGAGGAAUAUCAGGGUUAUUGUUCGUUCAGUUUUCUUUCGCACUGAUUUUGCCGCGGCCACGCAAUAUAAAGGUAAGAAGCACCAUGACAAAAAUCACGCCGGCGGGGAAUGCGAAACUGUUCGAAUCAAAAUUCCCACGAAGGCGCAGACUCUUCUCAUGCAAACCCUGUGGGACAGCAUAGAAUUUAUCUAUCUUUUGCUCCGAACGAUCACUAUAGUGAUUCUUCUUUUCUUUCGGGGCGCCUGUUCCAUUCAUUGGAUCGUCCAUACCGUGUGCAUCAUCGUCGUUCCCGCCCUCGUUCAAAUCGGCGUCCGAUGAUUUUUCGCCAUCGUCAGUGCUGCCGGCCUUUUCGUCAUCGCUGCCACUCGGUGAUUGUUCACCACUGUUUGUCCGUUCUACCUCGCAUUCCAGAAAUUUAUCUAUCAACGGAAAGUUAUCUUCGAUAUACUUGGGACCAUUGUAGAU